AUGCUCUUCCAUCCUGUCUACAGGAUACUCGCUGCGGCCUUUCCCUUAGUCGCAUUUUGUGCGGCCAGCGAUACCUCCGAUGAAACAAAUACCUAUCUUUGGGACAUGGUCCCUGAUUGCGCAAAAAACUGCACUAAAAACUUUAUCGCAUCCGAGUACACUUCGGCAGAGUGCAGCGACAAAUCGAAUAUCAAGUGUUUGUGUCGCUCGGAAACAUCCAGCAAUCUUACCAUUGGGGAAGGAGCGCUGAGUUGUGUAUAUGCUUUAUGCACAAAGGAAAUUAAAAAAAGUACCAAUGUCUAUCAUAUUUGCGAUUCGGUGUCCGGGGCUCUGGCAGAGACGCAUGCCACUCUCACUGCAACUACAUUUGCUGGUGUGUCGACUACGACGACAAAGGUGACGACAACAAGUUCAAUGACGACGAUACCCACGACGGAGUCUAGUAAAAAAUCGGCGACAUUCAUUUCCACAAGCUCAACUUCGACAUCUGACGAAGCGGCGUUGAUUACGUCUUACCACCCAUCGACCUCUGCGUCCGAAAUAUUGCCCUCUACUAGCUCUGAUACGUCCACCACAGCACCCACAAAUUCGUCGAUCGCUGCAACCGGUAAAGAUGACAGCCAUGGCGUCACUUCAGCUACAGUCAUCGGGGUGUCCGUUGCAUCUGGCGUGGCUGGCUGCUUCAUCAUAGGAGCAGCCGUAUUCUUUGGUGUGAGGAAAUGGAGGAAGAAGAACCAGAUGGAUUUCGAAAUUGGAGGAGAUAUGUCCGAGCCUUCUAAUUUCUCCGAGCCAUCAUACUCGCGAGGGCCUUCGCCAGAUCUGAAUCCAGGAUCGUCAGAGCUGACCGCCAUGCGAAGUCCCCAGGAGAUGUCCCAACUGUCGCAGCCACCGCGUGCUUUUCAGUUUACAUCAUAUUCUCCAAAGUCUACAGCGCCAGGAAUUCGCCUGGUAGAAACACCACGAGACGAACAAAAUCAGCGAAUAGGCUACGCAAUUACCUCAGAGUCGGACUGGGAGGGCUCUCCUAGGACAGUGGAUUCGCAACAUACCUUAGCAGAGCUGCUGCCGAUUCAAACUGCUAGUCUAUACCCAAGGCCACUGAGACUGUGGUAUCGACCGCCUAGUUCAGGGACUGUAUUUGAAGAGGAUGACAACCAUCUCAUGGCAGAAAAAAGCUUACCUCCUCUACCCAGUACGAGGAAGAAUCCGAAAACAAGAUCACCGCCGGUGAUACUGGGUCUACCAGCGAAUCCUCGAGCUGCAAAAGAGGGAUUCCCGGCAUCGAAGUUCAGGCGUGUCCAGACCCAACAAUUAAGCUCGACACAAUCGCAAACACCUCGUGAAAAACCAGCAGGCCCUCGCACCUUAGGACCGCCAUUCACCGCCACCCAUUCCCGCAGAUCAAUGAUCUCAAACAGCAGCAGUGGACAGAACGACAGCUCCGGAGUAUCAGACCACGCAUUCAACACCUACCUCACAACAACACCUGGCACGACCGCACCAGGCCGCAUCCUCAGCGGCAUACUCGAAGGAAACCCCCAUCCACCCAAACCACCAUCACAAUCCUUAGCUCAAGCACCAGACAUCGUAUCUCGACCACGGAUUGUCCGCGCAGCAGACAUCAAGCGCAUCCCGCCUGGCGAGCGUCCACCCAGCGAGAUCCUCGCCCCAUACUGCCCCGAAGAUUUCUGGCUAGAACGUGGUCGGGGAAAUGCGCCCUCUCGCUCCGUUUCCACUGAACUUCCAUACCCGUCGGAGACCUUUCCGGGUAUGGUUUUAUAUCCAAACAGCCCGAAGAAACGACCCGAGGAUGCUCCCAAGAGAAUAUCACCUACAAGCAGGAAUCUAACUCCUUCGAGAAGAGGGGAAGACUUGUGUCUUAGCGUGGAUUAG
Messenger RNA from Penicillium odoratum, 1893 nucleotides. RefSeq lists its product as uncharacterized. Bases 1 to 1893 code for a protein of 630 amino acids. NCBI's taxonomy places the organism in Eukaryota, Fungi, Ascomycota, Eurotiomycetes, Eurotiales, Aspergillaceae. The transcript has a single exon. The record is from RefSeq and is a predicted model, not a curated record.